Molecule: messenger RNA, 762 nt
Organism: Didymodactylos carnosus
Lineage: Eukaryota; Metazoa; Rotifera; Eurotatoria; Philodinida; Philodinidae
Source: the annotation of a GenBank genome assembly
AACUAUUCACAAUAUGUCAUGAAAUUGAUCGAAGAAUCGUCUGGUAUUGGGUUGGACAAUUUUAUUUCAUUUGAAUUAUUUGUACAUUUGUACGAUGGCGAACACCAUAAAUUGGAAAAACCAUGUACUGAUUUAAUUGUAAUUGUCAAAGAAUAUCUUGAACAAGUUUUGUUACUCUUGUUUGAUAAAAUAUUUUCCAAUACAACGUAUCCACGUUUAAUUCAACAUUUGCCAGAUGCUAUCAAAACACAAAUAGAUCUUGCUGAAGAAGAGUGUUUGAAACGUGUUACUGAACUAUUAGAAAUGGAACAACGUCCAUUUACACUAAAUGAAAGGUAUCUGGAGAUAAUCAAUAAAAUUCAACUAGCACAUAAUGAACACAAAGAAAAAGCGAAUAAAAACAAUACUCCAUCAGUCAAAACAGAAAUAAGAACUGCACUAACGGUACCAUUUGAAUUCGACGGUUUACGUAUUGAAUUAUUAGCGGAGAAAGAGACAGCUAAUUAUUUACAAAUCGCCUUACAUUCAUAUUGUAAAAUUGUUCAGCAACGUGUUAUCGAUAAUGUUAGCAUGAUUUGCUACUAUCAGUUUAUUACAAAAUGUGCUAUGACAUUAGAUAAAAAAUUAUUAACGAUGUUCACGUCAUCGGAGCUAUUUAGUUUGAUGAUGGAACCAGUCGCACAAAUGCAAAAACGUAAAGUGUUAACAGCAUCUAUUGACGUGUUUGAAAAAGCUCUUAAAUUAGGACAACAACAUGUUUAA